AUGGCGCGCAAAGUUGUAGACUCGCGCAUCCAGGCGCUCAUCAAGAAUGGAGUGCAGGAGAAGAAGAGAAGCUUCUUCGUAGUGGUCGGAGACAAGUCCAAGGACAUUAUCGUGAACCUACAUUAUAUCAUGGCCCAGGCGUCGCAGGCCACGCCGAACCAGAACAAUUCGGUCCUGUGGGCGUACAAGCACAAGCUUCUUGGCUUCACCAGUCACCGAAAGAAGCGCGAGACAAAGAUCAAGAAGGAGAUCAAGCGAGGUAUCCGCGAGGCGAACCAGGAGGACCCCUUCGAGCUGUUUGUGUCGCUGCACAACAUCCGAUACACCUACUACAAGGAGACGGACAAGAUUCUGGGUCAGACCUUUGGCAUGUGCAUUCUGCAGGACUUUGAGGCCAUCACACCCAAUACCCUUGCGCGAACGAUCGAGACUGUCGAGGGCGGUGGUAUGGUUAUUCUGCUGCUCAAGGGAAUGAACAGCUUGAAGCAGCUCUACAACUUGUCCAUGGACGUCCACUCGCGGUACAGGACCGAGGCGCACGACGACGUGGUUGCGCGAUUCAACGAGCGCUUCAUCCUUUCGCUGGGCGGCUGCAACUCGUGUCUGGUCAUCGACGAUGAGAUGAACGUGCUUCCCAUUUCCGGUGGCAAGGGUGUGAAGGCUCUUCCUCCUGCUGACCUAGACCAGCCCAAGUCUGAGUCGCAGGCUGAGCUCGAGGCCGUGAAGGAGCAGAAUGAGGACCGACAGCCUGUGGGAUCUCUCAUCUCCCUUGCCAGGACCCUGGACCAGGCUAAGGCCCUCAUCACUUUCACAGAUGCGAUCGCCGAGAAGACGCUGCGAAGCACCGUUGCCCUGACUGCAGCUCGAGGUCGAGGAAAGUCUGCUGCUCUUGGUGUUGCUGUCGCGGCCGCUGUCGCGUACGGAUAUAGCAACAUCUUCAUUACCUCUCCCUCGCCCGAGAACUUGAAGACCCUCUUCGAGUUUGUUUUCAAGGGUUUCGAUGCCUUGGGAUACGCUGACCACGCCGACUACUCCAUCAUCCAGAGCACCAACCCCGAUUUCAACAAGGCUAUUGUUCGAGUCAACAUCCACCGACAACACCGACAGACGAUCCAGUACAUCCGACCUCAGGACGCCCACGUGCUAGGACAGGCUGAGCUUGUGGUUAUUGAUGAGGCUGCCGCUAUUCCUCUGCCGCUUGUGCGAAAGCUGAUGGGCCCUUACCUGGUGUUUAUGGCGUCCACCAUCAACGGUUACGAAGGAACUGGUCGAUCUCUGUCUCUGAAGCUGAUCAAGCAGCUCAGGGAACAGUCGCGCUCUGCCUCCUCGACCGGCGAGGGUACUGAGCUUGCGGAUCGCUCAACUGGCAGGGCCUCAAAGGAGGAGUUCCAGGCUGGCCGAAAGUUGCGAGAGAUCACCCUCUCCGAGCCCAUUCGAUACGCCCAAGGAGAUGCCGUCGAGAAGUGGCUCAACACCCUGCUCUGCCUCGAUGCCACCCUGCCCAAGGCAAAGUCCAACAUCAACGGCUGCCCCGAUCCCACACAAUGUCAGCUCCUGAACGUCAACCGAGAUACCCUGUUUUCUUUCCACCCCGUAUCAGAGAAGUUCUUGCAGCAGAUGGUUGCUCUGUACGUUGCAAGCCACUACAAAAACUCUCCAGAUGACCUGCAGCUCAUGAGUGAUGCACCCGCCCAUGAGUUGUUCGUUCUUGUUCCCCCUGUCUCCGAGGAUAGCACAAGAUUGCCAGAGCCGCUUUGCGUGAUUCAAGUGUCACUGGAAGGAAAGAUUAGCAGACAGAGUGUUCUCAACAGUCUAAGCCGAGGACAACGGCCAAACGGUGAUCUCAUCCCCUGGUUGGUCAGCCAGCAGUUCCAAGACGAGGACUUUGCUUCUCUGUCUGGUGCUCGAGUUGUUCGCAUUGCCACGAACCCCGAGUAUGUCUCUAUGGGAUACGGUACCAAGGCGCUGGAGCUCCUUACCGAUUAUUAUGAAGGCCGGUUCGCCAACCUGUCCGAGGAUGAGGACCAGGCCAUGGAGGAUGCCAUGACUCGAGUUACCGAUGCGGAUCUGGCCAAUGCAUCUCUGCUUGACGACGAUAUCAAAGUGAGGGAUAUUAACAAGAUGCCUCCUCUGUUCUCCAAGCUCGCGGAGAAGAAGCCCGAGAGGCUUGACUACAUCGGUGUCAGCUACGGCUUGACACCUCCUCUGCACAAGUUUUGGAAGCGGGCAUCUUUCUCUCCCGUGUACCUCCGCCAGACCGCCAACGACCUUACUGGAGAGCACACUUGCGUUAUGCUGCGACCGCUUGAGAACAGUGAUGACCGCAGCUGGCUCGGUGCCUUCUCCCGGGAUUUCCACAAGCGAUUCCUGUCUCUGCUCUCAUACCAGUUCGGCUCAUUCCCUGCCAUCAGUGCUCUCAGCAUUGACGAGUCUGCCAAUGCUGGUGCCAAGCUGGACUCGACAGAGAUCCAGCCUCUUACCAAGGUGGAGCUCGACAGGUUCUUGAGUCCUUUCGAUCUGAAGCGACUCGAGUCGUACGCCAACAACAUGCUCGACUACCACGUUGUGCUUGAUCUGAUCCCGACCAUCGCCAACCUCUACUUUACCGGCCGCCUCAAGUCUGAUAUCAAGUUGACGGGCGUUCAGCAGUGCAUUCUGCUCGCUAUUGGUCUGCAGCACAAGGACGUCGAUGUCGUGUCUCAAGAGCUCUCCCUGCCUUCGUCUCAGCUCCUUGCAAUGUUCAUCAAGAUCCUGCGCAAGGUGACGGCACACUUUGCAACCCUUGUCUCGGAGGCCGUUGAUGCCGAGCUCCCCAAGGCCGAGCGCCUUGGUGUGACUCGUGAGAAUGCCAGCGGAGCUCACGACGACGAGAUUGUUGAUGACCGAUUCGUGCCCUUGGCUACCACGCUCGACGAUGAGCUGGAGGAGGGUGGCGAUGAGGCGUUGAGAGAGCUCAAGAAGAAGCAAAGAGAGCUUAUUGACUCUUUGCCCCUUGACCAAUACGAGAUCGAUGGCGACGCUCCGGCGUGGGAAGAGGCGGAAAAGCAGGUUCGGAGCGCGACCAAGCAGGGCAAGUCGAAUCCCGUGGUCAGCGUCAAGGCGGCCAAGCAGAAGCGCAAGGUUGGGCAGACGGCGAGCGAGGUGUAUGAGGAGGCAUUUGGUGAUAAGAGGAAAAAGGCCAAGAAGGCGAAAAAGUCUGCGUGA
Messenger RNA from Fusarium keratoplasticum, 3204 nucleotides. RefSeq names its product RNA cytidine acetyltransferase. Lineage: Eukaryota; Fungi; Ascomycota; Sordariomycetes; Hypocreales; Nectriaceae. The transcript has 4 exons. Gene Ontology annotation, molecular function: 18S rRNA cytidine N-acetyltransferase activity; tRNA binding; ATP binding. The record is from RefSeq and is a predicted model, not a curated record. The coding region runs from base 1 to 3204 and encodes 1067 amino acids. Gene Ontology annotation, cellular component: 90S preribosome; nucleolus. Gene Ontology annotation, biological process: rRNA acetylation involved in maturation of SSU-rRNA.